Talaromyces marneffei is the source of this 1227-nucleotide messenger RNA. RefSeq lists its product as uncharacterized. Gene Ontology annotation, molecular function: cAMP-dependent protein kinase regulator activity. Gene Ontology annotation, cellular component: nucleus; cAMP-dependent protein kinase complex. Gene Ontology annotation, biological process: regulation of protein phosphorylation. The transcript has a single exon. The record is from RefSeq and is a predicted model, not a curated record. NCBI's taxonomy places the organism in Eukaryota, Fungi, Ascomycota, Eurotiomycetes, Eurotiales, Trichocomaceae. The coding region runs from base 1 to 1227 and encodes 408 amino acids.
AUGGCCUCCAACUCCAGCUUCCCAGGCACGAACCCCUUCGCCCCCGGAUCUGCCUCGUCCUUUGCAAAGAUAUCCGAAGAGGAGGAAUACGAUGUGACUUCACCGACGGAUCCCAGCUUCCGGAGCGGCCAUGCGGGGACGACGCCACGGGGUCCCUUUUCGAGCGCAGCGGGGCUCGACUACGAUGAUAAAGUACACAACGAAAACAAUAAUAACAGCCACAAUAAUGCGAAUAUAUUUGCGAGUCCCUUUCAAGACAGAGGAGAAGGGUUCAGCGCCGCGGACCUCAGGGCGGCUCGACCUAUUGCGGGCCAAGGGAUGCCGAAUAACUAUGCCCUGGGUCGACGCACAUCUGUGUCUGCCGAGUCAUUGAAUCCCACAUCUUCUGGAUCAGAGAGCUGGACUCCGCCUUUCCACCCAAAAUCAGAUGACCAGUUAUCGCGGUUAAAGAAAGCCGUGAGCGGGAAUUUUCUGUUCUCGCAUUUGGAUGACGAGCAUCUCAAGACUGUAUUGGAUGCAUUGGUCGAGAAGCCGAUCCCUGCCAAAGAUAUCAAAGUAAUUACCCAGGGCGACGCAGGGGAUUACUUUUAUAUUGUCGAAGACGGGACUUUUGGAGUGUUUAUCAACCCUUUGGGAGCGGCACAGCCUGGUCCAGAUGGACUCGGCAAUCAGGUUGGAAGUAUAGGACCCGGAGGCUCGUUUGGAGAGCUAGCAUUAAUGUACAAUGCCCCACGAGCAGCGACUAUAAUGUCUCUAGACGCCAAGUCGACAUUGUGGGCAUUGGACCGUGUAACCUUUCGACGAAUUCUGAUGGACUCGGCGUUCCAGCGACGACGCAUGUAUGAAGCUUUCCUGGAGGAAGUGCCGUUGUUGUCGUCAUUGAAGCCCUACGAGCGAUCCAAGAUAGCAGAUGCAUUGGACACGAUCAAAUACGUAGCAGGAUCAACAAUCAUCCACGAGGGAGACCCAGGCGACGCUUUCUACCUGUUAGAGGCAGGUGAAGCCGAAGCUGUCAAAGCCGGAACAAGGGUUAAAGACUAUUCACGAGGCGACUACUUUGGAGAAUUGGCGCUUCUAGACGAUAAGCCGCGAGCAGCGAGUGUGAUGGCGAAAACAGACGUAAAAGUGGCACGAUUAGGACGUGAUGGAUUCAAGCGAUUGUUAGGUCCGGUCGAGCAGAUUAUGCGCCGGACAGAGUAUGAUGUUGAUCUUACCAAGGGUACUUAA